AAAAAAAUCUUAGUCUCUGUUUUUUGUUUUUUUCGGCUUUUGCUUUUUCGUUUGCGUCGAUUCCACAGCCUCCGUUAUUCGGAUUCUCUCCUCUAUUUGAGUUGUAGCGAUUUCUCUUCUUCACUAUCACUCUGUGACUCAACGUAACCUGAACCCAGGUGGAAACUUUUUGUGCAGCACAAAUAUAUGUAAUAGUGAGUCUGAGAGUGAAAGCUAAAGCUUAACAGCCAUGCAAAGGGAUAAUAAUACCUCUGCUCCAUCAACUCCUUCUGCUCGGAUUCGGAAUCGUAGACGGUCUACUGAGGUUAUUCCAGAGGCUAGCAAAUCAAAUGGAAGCCCUUUACUUGUUGAUGAUCAUAACAAAUACAGGUCCAUGUUGAUCCGUGCAUACUCAACUCUUUGGAUGAUUGGGGGAUUUGCAUUUAUAGUCUACAUGGGUCAUCUCUAUAUUACAGCCAUGGUGGUGGUCAUCCAAAUAUUUAUGGCCAGAGAGCUGUUCAAUCUACUUAGAAAAUCACAUGAAGAUAGGCAUCUUCCUGGAUUUAGGCAAUUAAAUUGGUACUUCUUCUUCACUGCAAUGCUAUUUGUGUAUGGUCGUCUCCUCAGUCAACGGCUUGUCAAUACUGUGACUUCAGACAAAUUUUUAUAUCAGCUUGUGAGCAGCCUUAUCAAGUACCAUAUGGUCGCCUGCUACUUUUUGUAUAUUGCAGGUUUUAUGUGGUUCAUUCUUACAUUGAAGAAGAAGAUGUAUAAGUAUCAAUUUGGCCAGUAUGCAUGGACACAUAUGAUUCUGAUCGUGGUGUUUACUCAGUCAUCAUUCACUGUUGCCAAUAUUUUUGAAGGAAUUUUUUGGUUUCUUCUUCCAGCAUCACUUAUUGUCAUUAAUGACAUUUUUGCUUAUAUCUUUGGCUUUUUCUUUGGAAGAACCCCGCUUAUCAAAUUAUCCCCAAAGAAAACAUGGGAGGGAUUCAUUGGAGCAUCUGUCACAACCAUCAUCUCUGCAUUUGUGCUUGCAAAUAUCCUGGGUCGUUACCGGUGGCUAACCUGUCCAAGAAAGGAUCUGUCCACUGGUUGGCUGCACUGCGAUCCUGGUCCAUUGUUUAAGCCAGAGCAUUUUACUUUACCAGGAUGGGUUCCUCUGUGGUUUCCUCAGAAAGAGAUCUCUGUUCUGCCAGUUCAGUGGCAUGCUUUAGGGCUUGGUUUAUUUGCAUCAAUAAUAGCACCGUUUGGAGGCUUUUUUGCUAGUGGUUUUAAAAGAGCUUUUAAAAUCAAGGAUUUUGGUGACAGUAUCCCUGGGCAUGGUGGAAUUACAGAUAGAAUGGAUUGCCAGAUGGUGAUGGCUGUUUUUGCAUACAUUUAUCAUCAAUCUUUUAUCGUGCCACAAAGCAUCUCUGUGGAAAUGAUCUUGGACCAGAUAUUGACAAACCUUUCUUUCGAGGAGCAACACGCCCUACUCAUGGAGCUGGGGCAGAUCUUGCAGGAAAGACUUUGACAUUCUUAGACCAUUUAGGCCUAAAUUUGUGGGGGGCUUGUCUUCCUUCUUCUUCGAACUCUCUAAUAUAACAUGGUGGCACAUUGACAAAAGAGGAGGAGAAGAAUGUUUUAUACAUGGUGCAGUGCUGUCUUUUCCCCACUCAAAUGUUUAGGCAGAGGAAAUUUUUAUGAGCACACUGUAUAGCGUCUGUAGCUAUUUAAUACACAGGAAUCCUCAAUGGAGGAUAACUCUGUUAUGUCUUGUUCCUUCUCGAAUUUCUAUGCUGGUUGAAUAUUGCAUGGUGAUGAAUGAUCAAAUCAAAAAAUGGUUAUUGC
Molecule: messenger RNA, 1809 nt
Organism: Rubroshorea leprosula
Lineage: Eukaryota; Viridiplantae; Streptophyta; Magnoliopsida; Malvales; Dipterocarpaceae
Source: the annotation of a GenBank genome assembly